CGGGGUGUGGAAAGUGUGGCGGCCCCGCCCCGUCUCUUGGAACUGCCGCGGCCGCCACAGCUGCCGCCGCCGCAGCUGUGCGGGACCGGCGCGGGUGCGCAGGCAAAAGGCUCUCUUUACCUUCUGAAAGUACCCUCAGAGGAAUCUCCCCAGCCCACCAUGGCGGAUGAAAUUGAUUUCACUACUGGAGAUGCUGGGGCUUCCAGCACUUACCCUAUGCAGUGUUCCGCCCUGCGCAAAAACGGCUUCGUGGUGCUCAAAGGACGACCAUGCAAGAUAGUGGAGAUGUCAACUUCCAAAACUGGAAAGCACGGUCAUGCCAAGGUUCACCUUGUUGGAAUUGAUAUUUUCACGGGCAAAAAGUAUGAAGAUAUUUGCCCUUCUACUCACAACAUGGAUGUUCCAAAUAUUAAGAGAAGUGAUUAUCAACUGAUAUGCAUUCAGGAUGGUUACCUUUCCCUGCUAACAGAAACUGGUGAAGUCCGUGAGGAUCUUAAGCUGCCAGAGGGUGAACUAGGCAAAGAAAUAGAAGGAAAAUAUAAUGCAGGUGAAGAUGUACAGAUAUCUGUCAUGUGUGCAAUGAGUGAAGAAUAUGCUGUAGCCAUAAAGCCCUGCAAAUAAAUGGGAACAUCAGGCAUGACCAAACUGUUUAGGUCUGGAUCAACUACAGAUCUAAAGUUUGGUUCUAAGUUGUCACCAAAGCUAUGGCCUUCAUAAGCAACCUCAUUUCUUCUUCAGUUGUUUUGAAAUUGUGCUGAGUUAGUUUUGUAGGCAAUUAGUAAUUUAAAAAAAUAAUCGAGAUAUAUAACUUUUUUUUUUAAUUUUGUAGGUGUCUUUACUAUAACAUUCCUGUGGUUUUCAGUAUGUGAGUCCAAGAAACAGAUGAGAUAGCUUCAGCAGAUGUGAUUUGAGCAAAUCAUUCCUGAAUUUUAGUUAAAUGAUAAAUAAACCAGGGUUUUAAACAAUGUAGCAUCCAGUGGUAUUGAUGUAUCACAUUUAAGUUGAAUUGCUCUGCAUUGAUUUCAAACUUAAUAUCAUAGAAUAAGUAGAUUAUGGAUUGGAAUUGUCAGAAUUUCAGCCUGAGUGUGGCAAGUACAGAUCCUUAAACAAAAAUCAUGUUAUCAAAAGUGCCAGUUAUCUUAGUAACCGUGUGCAGCCCACCUGUGUUCCCUCAGUCAUUCUGUUUUUAGCCAAAUUUCUGGCAGACUUAAUAUAAUCUGUAUUAUGGGCAUUUUAAUACUUUGUUGUGGUUAACAGAGGCAUUAAACUGUUGUGUGACUGUUAGCAAGUCAUAUUGUAAAGAUGGCCCAAAGGACAGUGGCAGAGGGUGUUGGUAAAAGCUGUAGCUUUUUAUUUGAGGCCUUUGUAAUCAGCAUAAAAAUAGGACCUUUCUUUUUUGAAAUCAGAAUAUUUGUUAAACAAAAACUGGAAAUUCUUACUUUAAAUUAUCUGGAAUGCUUGUUAAAUUUAUGUAUUUUUUUCUAACAUGAAAGUGAAUCAUAGAAGAAAAGUUACUUUAUAUGAUUAUUAUUUAACUUAAGUAUAUGUAUUUAUCUGGUUGUCAUGUGACUUAAUUCACUUACUGGUAUGAAAUAUAGCUAGGAAAGAUUUCUAUAAACUGAAUUAAUUUUAAAAGUAUUUUAGGUGAUUCUGCUACAUUUCUGUUCAGUCUUUUGGAUCAUAUAUCUAUUUCCAGAAUUCUAGGCAUUAUCACAGGGUUUGUGAGGACUUUUGACUCAAUAACAGCCAUUAUAUUGCAGUGAAACUUGGAACAAAAUCACCAUUUCAGUAAUACUUUCAUUCUCUAAGACUGAUUAUAAGACCUCUCCCAUCAUACAUUGACUUCUAAAAGGCCUUUGUACCCUAUCACCUAGAGGAAAAUCUGCAUGAUGGUAUAAUCGGUCUACUCAGUGAUUGGAAAUAGCAUUAGGAACAGAAGAUCCCAGUUUUAGUUACUUAAUUUGCCCACAUUUUAAAUCUUGUAUUGGCCUGAGCAAAACCACUUGGAGAAGAAGCAAGAUGCUUUAAGGAAAUGCAAGAGGAAUUCUAAAGCACAAGAAAUAUUGAUGUUAUAGUUAAUCAUUUUUUAGUAUAACAUUUUAGCUUUUGCCCAUCUAAAGCACAAUUAGUAAUUAGGCUAAAUUUUUUCAUUUCCGGAAUUCCAUUUAGGUAUCUACUAGAUACUGCUUUAGUUUUUUUAAUACUCUGUGGUAUGUAUCUUACUUGUGACUGGUUGGCAUCGUUACCUGCAGGAAUUCCAGAAAGUUACCAAUCUGUGCUUCUUGCUGGCCAUUUAUAUGACCCCAGUUAACUACACUAGUAUUCUGGUUUAGUAUUAAUUCUGGAUUAGCAUGCCCUUGUUCUUCCUAAUUUAUCAAACUUCACAUAAAUAUAUUUUCAAUUGCAAGGUAAAAUAUUUCAAUUGCAAAGUAUAUAUAAAUUAUAAUAAUGCACCUAUACUCAUAUAUUGAAUGGCAAAAGCUACUUAUGCAUAAGUACUUCAAGUACUAUAAUUAAGUGUAAAUACUCUUCUGACAUACAGGUAUAGAUUUUAAAGAUACGGGACUGCUUAUUUUCAUGUAAGUCAAUACUUGUUUCUCUUGAACAAUAUAUUUCAUUUAGAAAAGCUUUAUAAAUUGUCUUAAAAUGAAGCAGGAAACAUUUUUUAAUAGAACAGAAAUGACUUCAUUCUUUUUGACAUCAGAAAGAUCAAAAGUUGAUUCCUAGUAUUUGUUGUACUCUUUUGUAGUAAAUGUUAAAUGUCACAGUUACCACCUGUAGAAUGUAGACUGUCAUGUUGAUAGAUUAUACAGUGAUAUACCUUUUUGUCUGCAGGCAUUUCACCAACUUAAAUACAGUAUUAUACUAACAAGUGGAAUAUUUGUUUCUUUCUAGAACGACACAUUUUAUUUCUACUGUGAAGACUUUGUUAUAUCUUAUUUGCUACCAAGUUGUACACCCUCUGAAACAGAUCAAAUUAUUGCUACUUUGACUUAGUAUUUGCAUCAUAAACAUAACUAGGAUGUUUCUUUCAUGCUCCCCUGCAAGGGCUGUCAAGUCACUUGAAAUUGUUGCUAACUGAGCGACUUCACUUUCACUUUUCGCUUUCCUGCAUUGGAGAAGGAAAUGGCAACCCACUCCAGUGUUCUUGCCUGGAGAAUCCCAGGGACGGGAGAGCCUGGUGGGCUGCCGUCUAUGGGGUCGCACAGAGUCGGACACGACUGAAGCGACUUAGCAGAAGCAGCAGCAAGCUCUUGAAUCCAUUUCCAUUUAUGGUACAAAAUUCUGUAUGGAUGCUUUAUAACUAUUACCAAAACUCUCCGGCAGCCGGAGCAUGAAAUCUUUAAUAGGAGAUGCUGCAAUAAAAUGUUUAGGCUAUAAAAUUUGGGGAUACAAUUUUUCAUUAUAGCACAACAUGUGUGCUUAUGCACACAUAGCUUUGUAUGUUUGUUCUUUUUACAAAGUCCUUCCAACUCUUAAAAGUACUGUAGUCUGGUAGUGCCUCAAAUGUUGGUAACUUUUUUUUUUUACAACUUUUUCAGAAUUUGUUUUUGUAUUUUAAAGUUUCUCAAUUAGAUUAUUUCUAGUUGUAAUUUGAAUGCAUUGUUCUCAGGGCUGUUUGUGCUAAGAGCUGAAGUUUCCUUAUUUUAAAGCUAACUGCCUGAAAGAAUAUUGCAAAAUUUUCCCACAUUGUAAUACAGUGAUACAUACAAAUACAAAUCUGUAAUAUCUACACACUUAAACUACAUGCUAAAUAUUCAAAAAAAAUGGGAACAUUGCUAACAUCUAUACUGGAAUCUUGCCAUAUUUUUUUCAUUUUAGAAAAGAAUUUGGUGGUCUUACCUUAGAACCUUAUCCUUAAUGAUACACCUGAAAGCAUUCCUUUGGCAUGGAUCCCAAAGAUAGCUUUAGAGCCAAACUUUAAUGUGAUUCUCAAAACAUGUCUAGGAACAAAAGAAUUAAAAUUCAUAAUACUUUUGGGGGUACAUUAAAGUGUUUACAGAUUGAAUUCUGUAUAUGAACUAGUAACAAAUUUAUUAUAAGAAAAUAUGACUCUUAAGCAGUAUAUGUACAAACUGUAAGCAUAUUUCCAUAAACAGCAUAAUAUUAAUUGAUCAACAGUUUUAAAUUUUCUGAUAUCAUCUAGGGAUAAUAUUUCUUAGAAAACUAUGAAAACGAGCCUUUUUUCAUCCCAGCAUUUGGACAAGUAAUAGGUAACAAAGGCUUAAGAAAAAUUUAUUGUGAAAAACCUUAAAAUUGAGAAAAUUCAAUCCAUUAACUUUAUUAAAUUUUCUUUCUCUGAAUUGGGCAUAUGGUAUUAUUUGAUUUUAGCAGGGAACAUUUGGAUUUAGCUUACAGAACACAGAUGUUCUAUGGGAACAUGACUUGAAGUUCUAUAUAAUUUAAUAUUUUUUCAUUAAAUGACCAUCUGAGCAUCAACAUAACUACCAAGUGAGGUCAAGUGCCUGAAAAGUAUUGUAUGUAUCUAUACACGUUUUCCUUACAUGAAAGAUGGAUCUUAUAGCAAUGCAUAUCAGGCUUUCACCUGCUAAAAAAGCAUUCUUGUUGCCCAGCCUUACCAUCCACCACUAUUCCUGACUUAUUAUAGGUUGCAACUUAUUUUACAAUUAAAUGAGAAGUUCCUUUAUUUAUAUAAAGUCCCUAAAACUAUGUCUUGAUAUUGGUAGACUUAAGUUUAUCAUAGUUCAAGAUUGCACUUUUUUAAAACUCUGGAUAUAAACUUUAUUCAGUGGUGACUACACAGCUUGUCAUAAGUCAUGAUUGUGAUCUUGAGAGGAAUCCUUUAUGUGGUUAAUCUCUAUUAUAAAUAAGCACUCGUGCUUGUUAUAAAGAAUAAUGCAAAUUCCUAGCUCUGUACUGUUUUUGUCCUUCAAAAAGGAAAUAGUUGAAAUGGCAUUGUCUAAUCCAGUGGCACUUUAUUAGUAAUACAUUUUAUUUGUCAUAAGGUAUAAGAGAACUCAUGCUCUUACCUGCAGAGACUCAUAUGUUUUAGCUAAAACUUUAAAAUUGUAAGAUAUGUAGUAUGGGUAUUAUUAUAAUUGUGUAUUUUACAUUUCAAAACUGAGUAAAAUUCAUAUAUUAAGCCUUUGACUAUGUUAAAAUAAUUGUGAAAUCCUUUAAAAUGUAGAUAGUAAACUUACCAAUUAUAACUUUUUGUUACAAUAUAUUUGUCUGUUAACUUCAUCAGUUAUAUUAAAUAAAAGUUAAGUUAAUAAAGUUAAUAGC
Molecule: messenger RNA, 5247 nt
Organism: Capra hircus (goat)
Lineage: Eukaryota; Metazoa; Chordata; Mammalia; Artiodactyla; Bovidae
Gene: EIF5A2
Product: eukaryotic translation initiation factor 5A2
Exons: 5
Coding region: 160-621 (153 amino acids)
Biological process (GO): positive regulation of translational elongation; positive regulation of translational termination
Molecular function (GO): RNA binding; translation elongation factor activity; ribosome binding
Source: RefSeq, a predicted model, not a curated record